AUGAACUGUCAUUUCCCCAUUACCUGGGAAGACCUCUUCGAUUUCCUACUAAUAUUAACUGUGGAACUUACUUCUGCAUACCAGGCUCUGCCUCUGGGCUUUCUAUUCUGUCCCAGAGACCCAGUACCAGAAUAUUUAAAUCACUGUGGCGUUAAACACGUUUUAAUAUCUGAUAGGGCCAGUUUCUGCGCAUUGCACAUUUUUUUCUUCCCUUUCAGGAACGUGUUCGGGCCCGCGGCAGGGGGCGGGGUUGCGCCUCCUCCGCGGCUCUGGUUCCAGCGGAGCCUCACCGACGCGGAGAUGGAAAUCCCGAGGCUGCUCCCGGCUCGCGGGACGCGACAGGGCGGCGGCGCUGGCAGCUCCGCGGGCGGCGGCCGGGUCCACGAAGGUCUUGACCCGCGGGCUGGCCAGGCCCCCGCGCACCGCCUCCUGCUGCUCCGGGGCCCGCAAGAUGGCGGGCCCGGGCGGCGGCGCCAGGAGGCCCGCGCGGCCUCACGGGGCCCUGGCCCGGGCCCGUUGGCGCCGAGGCCCGAUCACGCUGGCGGCGGCGGCGGCGGCGGCGGCGGCGGCGGCGGCGGCGGCGACUUCUUCCUGGUGCUGCUGGACCCGGUGGGUGGCGACGUGGAGACCGCGGGUGCCGGCCAGGCCUCAGGGCCUGUAUGGAGGGAGGAGGCCGAGCAGGGCUCACGGCUCCAGGGGGGCGAGAGCAGCGCGAACCCCACGGGCCACCCUGCGCUGGGCUCCCGUUGCCUGUCUGCAGUCCCCGCCCCUGCCCGGGCCCCGGCCCAGGCCCCUGCCCCGAUCCCUGCCCCAGGCCUGGGCCCCGCCGCGGCCUUCGCGGGCACCGUCACUAUCCACAACCAAAACCUGCUGUUGCGCUUCGAGAACGGCGUCCUCACCCUGGCCACGCCCCCGCCGCCAGCCUGGGAGCCUGGGGUCGCGCCUGCCCCGCAGCCGGGGGGUCUGAUCGCCCCGCAAGCAGAGGUCCCGCACGCCGCGCAGCCCGGCGACUGCCCCGAGCUGCCGCCCGACCUCCUGCUGGCCGAGCCGGCCGAACCUGCGCCCGUCCCGCCGCCCGAGGAGGAGGCAGAGGGGCCGGCCGCCGCUGAGAGUCCCCGCGGGCCGCUGGGCCCGGGCCCGGGCGUGGUGCUGUACCUGUGUCCCGAGGCACAGUGCGGACAAACCUUCGCCAAGAAGCACCAGCUGAAGGUGCACCUGCUGACGCACAGCAGCAGCCAGGGCCAGCGGCCCUUCAAGUGCCCCCUGGGCGGCUGCGGCUGGACCUUCACCACGUCGUACAAACUCAAGAGGCACCUGCAGUCGCACGACAAACUCCGGCCAUUUGGCUGCCCGGUGGAGGGCUGUGGCAAGAGCUUCACCACCGUGUAUAACCUCAAGGCGCACAUGAAGGGCCAUGAACAGGAGAACGCGUUCAAAUGCGAGGUGUGCGAGGAGAGCUUCCCCACGCAGGCCAAGCUCAGCGCACACCAGCGCAGCCACUUCGAGCCGGAGAGGCCCUACCAGUGCGCGUUUUCUGGCUGCAAGAAGACAUUUAUCACAGUGAGUGCCCUGUUUUCCCAUAACCGUGCCCACUUCAGGGAACAGGAACUCUUUUCCUGCUCCUUUCCUGGCUGCAGCAAACAGUACGACAAAGCUUGUCGGCUGAAAAUUCACCUGCGGAGCCACACCGGCGAGAGACCUUUCCUUUGUGAUUUUGACGGCUGUGGCUGGAACUUCACCAGUAUGUCCAAACUCUUAAGGCACAAAAGGAAGCACGACGAUGACCGGAGGUUCAUGUGUCCUGUGGAAGGCUGUGGGAAAUCUUUCACGAGGGCCGAGCAUCUGAAAGGCCACAGCAUAACCCACCUGGGAACAAAGCCGUUUGUGUGCCCCGUGGAAGGCUGCUGUGCCAGGUUCUCUGCUCGAAGUAGCCUCUACAUUCACUCCAAGAAGCACUUGCAGGAUGUGGACACUUGGAAAAGCCGUUGCCCAGUCUCCACUUGUAAUAAACUCUUCACAUCCAAGCACAGCAUGAAGACCCACAUGGCCAAAAGGCACAACCUAGGCCAGGAUCUCUUAGCUCAGUUAGAAGCUGCAAAUUCUCUUACGCCCAGCAGUGAACUUGCCAGCCAGGGACAGAGGGAUCUCAGCGAUGCAGAGCUAGUGCCUCUCUUCUCUGACGUGCCUGGCAAUAGUUCUGCUGCGGUGCUAGACACGGCAUUGGUGAACUCUGGAAUCUUGACUAUUGAUGUGGCUUCCGUGAGCUCAACUCUGGCAGGGAACCUUCCCGCUAAUAAUAAUUCCUUAGGGCAGACUGUGGACCCUCGGGCCUUGAUGGCCACCAGUGACCUUCCUCAAAGUCUGGAUACCUCUCUCUUUUUUGGAACGACAGCCGCCGGUUUUCAGCAGAGCCCCUUAGAAAUGGAUGAUGUCUCAAGUCUAAGUGCUGGGCCGUUGGGAUCUCUGAGCUCUUUGGCUAUGAAAAACUCGAGUCAAGACCCCCAAACUUUGACCCCCAGCAGUAAGCUAACAGUGGACACAGAUGCUCUGACUCCUUCAAGCACCCUUUGUGAAAACAGUGUCUCAGAUCUGCUGACGCCAACCAAAGCAGAAUGGAACAUACAUCCUGACUCUGACUUCUUUGGACAGGAGGAAGAAACCCAGUUUGGAUUCUCCAAUGCAGCAGGAAACCAUGGUUCUCAGAAAGAAACAGAUCUUAUCACAGUGACUGGCAGCUCCUUUUUGGUAUGAACUAACUCUAUUCAUUCCCCGCCACAUGGCUUACUUUUGCUAAUUACACUCAAUUGUAAGGAUAUUCUGGACUAAACGUUUAAAUGCAGUCAUGACUUAUAGGUUUGAAAAAGAACAGAGCCCUGGGCUACAAGUUUGGAGAUUUAAAUUCUGAUCUUGAGUCUGGAACUGACAAGUUGUGUGACCCUGAGCAAGUCACUUCACCUAUCUGAGCCUUAAUUUCCUUAUUUAUAAAAUGAGGUGGUUUGAGCAGAUUGUUUCUAAGGUGUUUUCAGCUCUGUGAUUUCUUGAUAGUAUGCUUCUUUCCUUGGAAAAAAUUAGGGCAUUUUUCAGUGAUGGUGUUACAUGUGCUUUUUUUCCAAAUAUGCAUAAAAUACACAUAAUGAUGUAACGAACAUCCAUGCACUUGGCACCCAACUUCAACUAUUAUCAGUUCACAAAGAAUCUUGUUUAUGUAAUCUCCACUGUAACCCUUUUCCAGUAUUAUUUUGGAAAAAAUUCCAGAUACCACAUCAUUUCAACCAUAAGUAUUCAACAUAUGGUUCUAUAAAGAAUGAGCUCUUUUGGGAAAACACUACAAUUCAAUUAUCAUACUUAAAGUUAACAAUAAUUGUUAAUAAAUAUCCAGUCAGGGUUCCAACUUCCAAUUGUCUCAUGAAUGCUACUUGUUUUAAUAUUUUUGACAAUUAGCAUCUCAGUAAGUCUCUUAAGUCUUUUUAAUAUACUGUAUGUUUCCCCUUUGUCUCUUUCUUUCCUUGCAAUUUUGUUUAUGAAGAAAUGAGGUUGUUUCAUGUGUAGCAUUUGCCACAGUCUUAAAGUUUUGGUGAUUACAUCACUUUGGUGUUAAUUUCCUCUACCCUCUGUUUGCUUACUUUGAUAGUUGGAUCUAGAAACUUGAUCAGAUUGGAAAAUGAUUUUUGGGGCAGGAAUGUUUCAUAGGUCGUCUCUUGUGUUUUUUUAUAAGGCGGCACAUAAUGUCUAGUUUUCUCUCUUUUUGUGAUAUUUGGAGCUGCUGAUGAUCAGUGCAUUAAUUCAUGAUUACCUGUGCUUUGGAUAUCAUGAACUAUUCUUGUAGAGUUACUAUUAGCAGAGGAAGAAAUGCUGUUUAAGGCAUUUAUAAAAGUUGAAUAGAAGUAUUAUUCUAUGCCAAAAUAUUUUCUUAAAUAAUGAUAGAAAUAACAAGAAAAAAAAUGUGUUGGCUAUCUCAUUGUUUAUGUUACUGACCUCUUUUGAUGAUGGGAGGCUUUGUUGUUGUAGAAAUUGCCAGCCAGGAUUUGACAUGAAACAGGCCCAGGAUCAAAUUUGUGUUGGAUAAGUGGCAUUGAGUAAAUUAGUUUCACUAAGCUUGUCUCCUAGCUGUCAAAUGGUCAUAGCUGUCCACACACAUAGCUAACACACCUCAGAGUAUUCUUCUUUUCUAGUUUUUAAUAUGUAAGAAAAAAUAUUAUGUGCUUUGGCAUAUUUUGAUGAAUUUAUAUAAUCUCUUUUACCCUCUCAGUCCUUCCUGCUGUAAGGGAGAAAUUGGGAUAAUUUAAUCCUAUUCAGACAGUAAGGUUUGUAGAGUUGGGUGAAGCAGUAUAGGGAAUGUCUUUAUUCCUUCCACUGAAUAAUUUCCCCCCCAGAAAUUUCUAUGGGGAAAUGUCAGGAGUGGUGACAUUGCUUUCAGGUAUAUCUGCAUCCUUCUCCAUUAGAUCAAUUUCUCACUGUCUUUGUUCUUCUUCUGAAGUCAGACCGCACUGUGACUGUGGAGCCUGCUGUUGCAUGAAACUCUGAUAAUGGAGCAGAGAAGGUUUGCUCAUCUCUGUGGUCUGGAGAGCUCGCUGUUUGCACUUUCCCCGAGUUGGAAGGAAGGAUCGAAUCUGAAUAUUGUGUAAACUGUGUGUCUUGUAUGGGUGUAGCAUUUUGAUUUUUUGGAACAUCUUCACAACUGGUGUCUUACUUCUCAUUCAGAUCAACCCUGUGUGGUAGUUUUGGCAAAAUCUAUGCUGUAACUCAUAUGACAAUUUAGCCAACUCACAUUCCAAAUGGGCCUUGGCUAGUGACAGUUCUAUAUAUAGCUUAAAAUAAAGGAGAAAGGUUCUUUUACCUCUCCCUUCCCAUCCAUCCAAGUUUCAUAAUUCAUUCCUGUGUCAUAACUAGCUUCUCUUUUCCCCUUAAUUGGUUUCUGUUACUUUCUGCUUACUUUCUUCCCACUCUCCCUUGCAUGUGCAUUCUAGUCCUUCCCAUGCCUUUCUUUUUUUGUUUUUUAAAGGAGAUAUCUACCCUGCUACUAUUCCGCAGACUUUCUCCUCAUGGCCCAUUUUCUUCCAAUGAUAACAUCUGCUGAGUGUACACUGCAGUUCUGUGUGUACAGUAAGAAGUUAUUUUAUGAGCUUAGCUAAUGCUGUGUAUAUAUAUGACUCAGAUGAUAAAAGAGAUUAUUUUCUAUAUUGUUCAGAUGAGAAGUGGAUAUGUGUUUCAUUAUUUCCAUUUUUUAAAAGUUUUUGCCAAGGAGUUCUGCUAAUACUCUUAUUUGCUCUAGUGUACUAGUCCAGUAGUGUUUGCGUGUGAAUGUCUAUGGAUGACAGUUAAUUGUAGCACUUUGGCAGUGUACUAAAAAUUUGCCACUUUGAAAUGUUUCUGUACUGUUUGUGGGUAUACACACAUGCAUACACACACACAUAUUUUUUAAAGUGGUUGUAUUCAUUUAGUGAAAAACAAAAAGUAGGCAUACUUUUGUAAAUCAGAGAAAUGCUCAGCAUUUCAUUGUGUUUACUCAUUCAACGGUUUUCUUUCUUUGCUUUGAAAAUAUUUGUAUUCGUAAAGCACAUUUCAAAAAUAUUGUCAUUCAUUAAGACCUCUUAAAUAGAUCUUAAAAAGUGUCUGGCAGAUACAUGUGUCGAGGAUUGAAAUGAACACACAAGUAGCGAACAUCAAAUAAAUCAUCUAAAUAUGAAAAGAAUUUAAUACUGUGACUUCAUUUUUUAAUUCCUUAAAUCAACUUCCUCCCAAUACAAAAUCAUAAAAUAUAUUUUUUCCUACUCACUGUUGGAAUGUUCAAAGGACAAAUGUCACUUUUCUCAAAAAUAAAAGCUUUUAUUUGUCCGUGGGCCAACAGUUUCAUUGGACAAAUAUGUUCAAAUGAGUUAUAUUUCAGCAUCGUUUUCUAGAAAAAUGGUGAACCCUUUUAUACUUUCAAGGUAAGAAGUUUAAUUUCUGUUGGUGGUGGCAUGAAGUUGCCAUCACUCCUUUUAAAUAAUGGUACAUGUUUUAACUUAAUCCUAUUUCCUUUCUGCUUCCCCUGAGUCAUUGGUUUAUUAAGAAAUCUUGACAGUUGAAAACAAUAACAUGAGGGCUUUGAAAUAAGUCUGUUUCUAGGGGCUCUGUUGAUCAUAAGUUAAAAAUAUAUUGCCGUUGGCAUUUUUACCAAUUAGUAUAAUUAAUAUAACUCAAUGCUUGAGUAGCAGGAGUGAAACAUGGAUAGAUUAAGUUUAUUUAUCUCUGUGACCUAAACUUUUUAUGUUCUUAUCCAGGAAUAUAUGAGAAUGCAAUUUGUUACCUGGACUUUCCACUGUAUUUAUUUCAAAUUAAAUAUUUAUUAAGCAUCAUUGUGCAAAUUACAACAUAACAUAUUGAGGGUUCUAUGAGAAGAGUAAUAUGCAUCUCUGACCUUUAAGGAGAGCACAGUUGAUGGGAGGAUAUAGAAAAACAUAUAUUGAACAAUUGGAGAACAAAAACAGAAAAAGUUUAAUUUGGUACAAAAAUGACUGAGAGGUGAAAAAACAGUAAGAAUAAUGAGGAGUUUAUUCUGGACACAGUUGAGACCCAGUGAAUAUGUAUUAACAGAGGAGUCAGAUGAUGAAAAUGAUGUCUUAGAAAGGUUAAUGUAAUGGAAGUGUACAAUGUGGAUUAGAUGGGAGAAUGGAAUAGGAAAAUUAGAAAUCUUUUGUAGUAAUUCAGGUGUGAUAUGAUGAAGCAUGAAGCCUGGACUAGAAUGGUGUCAAUGGGAAAGAAAAGGAAGGAUCAGAUAUUGAAGAUGUUUUCAAAUUGAGGAAGGAGUAUUAGUGCCUUAUUAGGAAGAUAGAUCGAUAUCAUCAUAGAGAAACUGAGAGAGAAAUCAGGAAUGAUAAUUCAGGUUUCCUUGACCACUGUAAUAAUAGUAUUUUUACUAACAGAAUGAGAGAAGUAAGGAAAAGUCCUUUUCAGAAAUGAUUGUGUAAAGAUGAUGUUUCGUUAAAUGAUAAUUGAUAAAUCAUAGUUAUCCCUGCAUAAGCUAUCCAUAUUUUUGUUUAUCCACUUUCUAGAUGAGAACUGAAGGACACUACCUUUUUCUUGGUUCCCUCAGGCAUGCUCAGAACUACCUACAGUUACAAUUCUUUUACUUCCCUUUGAAUUGCUAGAGGCCUCCUCAUCUUGUCUUGAAUGAUCUAGAUCUGCACUGACCAAUAUGGUAACUACUAGUCAUAUGUGGCUAUGGAGGCCCUUGAAAUGUGGCUAGUAUUACUGAGAGACUGAAUUUUUAAUUAAAUUAGGUUAAUUUACAUUUAAAUUUAAAACAAAUAUUUUUCUGUUAAACACCACUUUAUUGUUUUAGUAGGAUUAAAUUUCACUUUAACCAAUCAAAAUUUACCAUCCAAAUUGAGGUAUCCCAUAAAAUACCAGAUUUUGAAGGCUUAGUACAAAAAUUUUAAAUAUUUCAUUAGUAUUUUUAUAUUGAU
Diceros bicornis minor is the source of this 7448-nucleotide messenger RNA. RefSeq names its product zinc finger X-linked protein ZXDB-like. The transcript has a single exon. Gene Ontology annotation, cellular component: nucleus. The record is from RefSeq and is a predicted model, not a curated record. The coding region runs from base 1 to 2751 and encodes 916 amino acids. Gene Ontology annotation, molecular function: transcription coregulator activity. Lineage: Eukaryota; Metazoa; Chordata; Mammalia; Perissodactyla; Rhinocerotidae. Gene Ontology annotation, biological process: regulation of transcription by RNA polymerase II.